AUGACACUCGGGACGCUGAAUUAUUUGCGUCGCCUCCUUGUCAAGCCGGGGGAGAUAGUAUCAAGCCCCUUCAGAAACAACGAUGCAGUCAAUGAGUCCCUAGUCAUAGACCCGAGUGAGCAUGCUCAGGGGGGUGGUCUUUACGAGUAUGCCUGCAGUCCGGAUUUGUUGGAACAAAUUGUGGCGGACCCUCGACAACGUCUAGCAAGACUCUUCAAGCAGUCUUCACCUGCGCAUGGCUUCCCAGAAAUCAAUUAUGCGCCUUCGAAAGAUGAUUAUCAACCAAUCGACUAUAUGGACUACGCUGACGAAAGCGGCGUAGACAAUGAAACAAGCCGAGCGUUCAUCGAAGAGCGCUCUGUUGGAGAGAAAAAGUUGAACCUCAUCAACUCAGCUCAUGAGACCGGGGAGCUCUACGGGCGAAAAGGAAGGUUUUCAUCGAACCCAGGGAUUAUGGAACACAAAAAUGAUUCAUUUGACAAGUUUCCAGUGGAAGAAUUAUCGCAAGAAAAUAAUAGUGAUGGACAUAUCCUUCGGCCCAAUAAUGGCAAAGUCGAGCACGAGGAAAGUUUGGGAAAGAGACCUUUUGAGCACAUGCUGGAUGCGAACUUAAAAGAAAAUGAUCUUCAAGACGAAGUCGGAGAACCUAUUCCCAAUCAGUCGCCAAGAAGCGACCAAACUCCUCCUUGUCAACACAAAGAUUAUUCACCAGAAUGGUUUGUCUCGCAUUCAGGAGAUAAACAUGACAAGGCAGGCAUCAACGAAAACAUGACAGAUGGAGAUCUCCUGCUCGAAGACUAUACUGCGACUAGAGAGCCGACAGGGGAUCAUCGACGGGAUAUGCCAAGCUUAAAUGAGAGCGAGGAAACCCCUUCGCAAACAUGUGGACUUGAUUUUGAGAUUUGUGAUAGAAUGGUCCCAUCCUACGAGGAAUCCGACUACGUUGCUUCCCUUGAUGAGUCUAGUACCUCUACAUUGGGGUCUACAUGUAUGACUGGUGAUGGAUGCAACACAACGUUUGCAUCCUCUACCCUCGUCGUCAAUAGCGAUAAAGAAAUGCUAGAGAAUGGCUCCAUGCCCCAUAUUGAAACAGAUGAAUGGCAUCUGGACCAUCGCAAGGCUUCCGAAAACACCGUUGAAGCGCCGAGCGAGCUGACGAAUGAAGCGGGCGUGCUGAAAAAUGAAGCCUUGAACUGUCAUGUUUCAGAAAACAAGAAACAUGAGGAAGAUCUGCAGCGUCUCCAAUGCCAACUCGAUCAAGUUCUUGAAGCAAAAGGUCACGUUGAGAAGAUAGCAGAGGAGGCCAUUUCUUCCCAAGCUGAUCUGAAAAAAAAGGUUCUUGGAUGCCGAAAUGAGCUUUCUCAAGCACUUGAUGAUGUCGACUUGCUGCGAAAGGAACGUAUCUUUUUUUUGAACGAACAAGAGAAGUUUCGCGAAAGAUUUGAGGUAUUGCGCCAUUCUCUUGAAAUAUCUGAGAACACAAAGAGACUUGACGAAUCGCAGCGGUACAACCUGAACCUUGCAAUGGAAGAGAUGAAGGGAGAGCAGGAUAGCCUGAAAGUAAAGCUUAGAAACAAUGAAAAAAUCAUCGGUGAUUUCACUGAUGAAAAACAACGGACCGAUAGAGAUCUGGAAGACUUACGAAAAGAGAAGCUUGAGCUGAUGGUCGUACUUGAAGGAAAAGAUCAAGAACUGCGAGGGCUGAUGAAUCAGACUGAAGCAAUGAGAUCAUCGCUCGAGGUUGUUGAGAAAGAGAAAUCGAAAAUCAAAGAAUUGUAUAGUCACGAGGGGAAAGAAAUCAUAAUGUUAAAGAAACACUUGGAGAAUUUGACGACUGAGUGUGCACAGUUGAGUGCCGCUUUGAUAGAUCGGGACACAGCACUGCGAAAGGUUCAAGACAAUUCGAGGCUCUUAGAGAUUUCGCGAGAAGAGCUGCUGUCAAGAAUAGAAGAGCUAGAGCAGGAACGUGAGCGACUCUGCCAGGAUAGGAUCUUGGAGAACCAAGAGUCGUAUACAGAGAGAGAGAUUCUGAUGCAAAUGAAGUUAUCCGUCCAAGAGUUGAAGGAGGAGCGUGAUAGAUACGAACAAAUGUAUAGAGACAGCCAGACUAUGAUUUCGGCUCUCAAACACGAACUCGGUUCUGAGAAAGCAAUACAAGGCUUCGCAGAUCGAGAAAGGGAGGAAGCUUCAAUCGAAUUUCGUCGUCUGGAAAAGUCAACAGCCGUACUGCAAACAGAAAAAGCAAACCUUGAGAGUUACAAUCUUCAGCUUCUGGAAUCUUUGGAGAAAUCAAAAACAGAGGAACAGGGGGAAAUUGUGAGUCUGCAAAACGAAAACCAGGAACUUCAGAUGAGACUUCGCAAUUGCACAACCAACUUCUUGAAUAGUGAAAAUGAGAAGAAAGCGAUUGCAAACCAGUUGGAAAAUGUCUCGAAAAAGAGAGGGGAUCUCUCUCGGGAGUCCUUGUUGCGCAACGGAUUCUGUGAUCGGACUGAUCGCAAACUUGUUCUAGCAGAAGACAAAGAAAAGAUGAAUGCAGUCUUUGUUCGCUUUCGAUCAAGAGCGAAGAGAGAGCUUCAUAAGGUUCGUGUCCAUCAUGAAAAAGUAGUUCAGGAUUCUGAAGGGCUGCAUUCAAAGUUCGUGGGGUUGGGGGAACAAGUAGUUCUUCUGGAACAGGAGAAUGCUAAGUUACGAUAUCAUCGAAAGAAGUGCCUGGAUGGAUUGAGAAAUGGACGAGACAAGAUUGCAAAGUCAGUUGCAACGACUGCUGUCCUCAGAAGGCAAAACCAGGCACCCGGCUCUAAUGCGUUGACGCUUGUAACGGAAUUAUAUCUGACAAAGUCCUCCAUGGACAUUCCAGGAGGACGGAUGUAG
Molecule: messenger RNA, 2874 nt
Organism: Cylindrotheca closterium
Lineage: Eukaryota; Bacillariophyta; Bacillariophyceae; Bacillariales; Bacillariaceae
Source: the annotation of a GenBank genome assembly